CCACUGCAAUCACACCUAUCAACAAACCCGCGUGCCUGCACUGUGAUUGGCGCAGAACAGCGUGGGAAAGUGUCGCCCCUUCGUAUCUCAUGCCUGCCGCUACAACACGCUCUAUUGACCCCUGGGCAGCCAUAAAACCUAGCUUCCACGGUAUUUUCCCACAGUUUCAAGUGCCACGUGCUUGUGUUCGGUCUGUGCCAGUCACGUUCCUCAACUCUGCGAGUCUGUUCUAUAUUGGCUGAGUGCCAGCACACACUAGUGUAUUAUCCUUCCAAAUUCUGAUAUUAUUGAUCGACUUCGUAAGCAUUAGAAAGGAUUUCCAUGGAGACAAUGCCUUCCGAUAAAGUUUCAAUGAAAACCAGUGAAAAUCGAAGAAGUACCAAGCCUGUCAUGGAGAGACGCCGCCGAGCCCGAAUAAAUGAAAGUCUGGGAGAACUGAAGAAAUUGAUCCUGGACGCUUUGAAAAAAGAUAAUGCUCGUCACUCAAAGCUGGAGAAAGCUGACAUUCUAGAAAUGACUGUAAAACAUCUUCAGAAUAUUCAGCGUCAACAGACGGCAACUCGUACUUUAAGCGACCCAUUAGUGAUGUCAAAGUUCAGAGCUGGUUUCAACGAGUGUGCUAAGGAAGUCACGCGCUACUUCAGUAAAAUAGACGGAGUCGACCUCCCUGUCCGUCAGCGCCUCGUGAGUCAUUUGGCCGAUUGUUUAUCCAGCCUUAGUACUCAACCCUGUAGUAGUCUUUCUUCCACGCAUCCUGGUGGUGUCCAGGUCCCUACAAACACCAACAACGUCUUGAAUACUGUCCAUCUUCUGCCAACACGCCUACCCAGCGGAGAAAUAGCCUUUAUUCUUCCUGGAGAAAAUGAAACCAGUCAUCAACAUCUAAAUAUGUUGCCUACUUAUCCACCUGCUACCACGUUUUUACCACCCAGUCCGGUUAGUGUUUUGGGAUCAUCUGGAAUUCUUAGUCCUGCUGCCAGCGACAGGACGGAGUCAAGUCCUAGUCCAAUAAACGGCAUAUUGACUGCUACUCCUUUGAACACUUGUAAGUCUAUUUCUCCAAUUCCAUCUUAUCACCAGCUAGAGAAGCAGGAGAAUGAACGUGUGUGGAGACCAUGGUAAUAUUGACGUCAUCACUCUGUGGAGACGCUGAAGAACUUUCAGUACAAACUAGUAUAGAGACCCGGAAGUUAUGUGUAAUAUAAUGUACUUAUAUCUUGUAUAGAAACAAUUAACAAGUUAUUGUUAUGGCGCGAACUUGGCUUACAAGUUACUUUUGAUGACUGUGAUAUCUGUACAGGUUUGUUUAGUAUUGUACUUAGAAUAUUCGAAUCUGUGUAACUUAUUAUCUCCUAAAUAUAAUUGUACAUACAUAUAUAUAUAUAUUGUAUACUGACAAUCAGUUGGAUCACACGUUAGUGCCUUGGAAUAUAUUGAAUAUUAAAAGCAUUUGUUAUAAACGAGUGUUUGUUUGUGAUUGUGGCGACAAUAGUAAGAAGAACACAAAAGUAGCUUUUAAUUUUGAGGUUUUAAUUUAAUAUUCAGUUUUUACACGAAAUCUUUUUUGUCACGUUUUGUUUUAGAAGUAAGAGACGGAAAGCGUAAA
This is a messenger RNA of Limulus polyphemus (Atlantic horseshoe crab), 1606 nucleotides long. Its product is annotated as transcription factor HES-4-A-like. NCBI's taxonomy places the organism in Eukaryota, Metazoa, Arthropoda, Merostomata, Xiphosura, Limulidae. Gene Ontology annotation, cellular component: nucleus. The coding region runs from base 322 to 1122 and encodes 266 amino acids. Gene Ontology annotation, molecular function: RNA polymerase II cis-regulatory region sequence-specific DNA binding; DNA-binding transcription factor activity, RNA polymerase II-specific; protein dimerization activity. The record is from RefSeq and is a predicted model, not a curated record. The transcript is spliced from 3 exons. Gene Ontology annotation, biological process: regulation of neurogenesis; regulation of transcription by RNA polymerase II; anterior/posterior pattern specification.